This is a messenger RNA of Leptinotarsa decemlineata (Colorado potato beetle), 1098 nucleotides long. RefSeq lists its product as uncharacterized. Gene Ontology annotation, cellular component: extracellular matrix. Lineage: Eukaryota; Metazoa; Arthropoda; Insecta; Coleoptera; Chrysomelidae. The record is from RefSeq and is a predicted model, not a curated record.
UUCAGUUCAGUUUGUAUUCUCAAUUGCAUUACACAGUGUUACAUAAUGUUGACUAAGAUUAUUGCCUUCGCUACCCUGGUGGCAUCAACUCAAGCUGGUCUUCUAGCAGCUCCUGCAAUAUCAACUCAUGGCAUUUCAAUAGGACACACAUACGCUGCUCCAGCAAUCGCCGCCCCUGCUUAUGCUGCUCCUGCUUAUACUACUCACGCAUAUGCUGCUCCAGCAAUUUUGAAAACUCCAGUUGUAAAGGCAGCACCAUCGGUGGAUUAUGUGGCUUACCCUAAAUAUCAGUUCAACUAUGGCGUUCAGGACGGCCACACAGGUGACCAGAAAACUCAAUCAGAAGUUAGAGAUGGAGAUGUCGUCAAAGGACAGUAUUCUCUCGUCGAAGCUGAUGGUACAGUGAGAACCGUAACAUACACAGCAGAUGACCAUAACGGUUUCAAUGCUGUUGUGACAAGGUCAGGCCACGCUGCUCAUCCUGCCACUCCUGUGGCUGUUGCAUCAAAGGUCGUUGCUGCUCCUGCGUACACCACGCAUGCUGUCGCGGCUCCUGCUUACACCACACAUGCUGUUGCCACUCCUGCUUACACCACGCAUGCUGUCGCCGCUCCUGUUUACACUACUCAUGCAGUUGCCGCUCCUACAUAUACCACGCAUGCAGUAGCGGCUCCUGCAUAUGCUGCUCCUGCCAUAGGAAUAGGUCAUGAUCUUGGACUUGGAUAUCAUUAACUCCUUUCAACAUCCAUUUUCAAACACAUUGCUCUACAGCAGCUUCAAUCAGUAGAAAACUAGCCCAAUUUGGUUUCUAUGGUUGUAUUGCAGCAAACAAGUAUUUGCCUUACAUUAAAGCAAAAUUUGUAUGAUGUGAAAUGUGUAUUUUCGUAUUUCGGAAAAAUCAUCACACUUCUCUAUUUAUUUUAUAAUUUUUAGUAAUGAUUUCUUUCGAAAUACUUUGGAUUCGACCGCUGUGCUAAAUGUAUUUUGUUUGUUUAUACCAUGUUGUUCUUCUCUGUGCUUGUAUUUUGUUUAGUAUGUAAAUAUCAUUUAGUGGUAGUUUAUCUGUCACGCAGUAUUGUUUUCAUUAUCAUGUUUAUA